Capsicum annuum is the source of this 1086-nucleotide messenger RNA. RefSeq names its product rhodanese-like domain-containing protein 9, chloroplastic. The transcript is spliced from 7 exons. The coding region runs from base 254 to 937 and encodes 227 amino acids. The record is from RefSeq and is a predicted model, not a curated record. Gene Ontology annotation, cellular component: chloroplast. Lineage: Eukaryota; Viridiplantae; Streptophyta; Magnoliopsida; Solanales; Solanaceae.
GAAAUAUAUGAGAUAUAUAGAGAUAAAUAAGUAAUUAUUUUAUGUAUAAAAUAAAAGAAAGAGUAAUUUUGUAUGAAUUUUCUUAUGAAAAAAGGGCAGCCAUUACGAAGGCUAUGAAGUUUAUCCAAAUGAAUGCAGUUCAUUCAGGUUUCUAGAAAAAGGAUGCAUGUGCUUCUAGUCUAGCCAUGACAAGAAAGUAGAAACGAAAUAUCAACACUUCUGGUUUAAAGAAGAAGAAAUUCUGUGGAGAUAGAUGGCAGGGAUCAGUUGCUAUUCUCCUUUGCUACUCUCUUCUCGGAGCAUCUUGGGAUCAUCUUUGUUGGUUGUCAAAGGGAAACCUCUUAGGAGAGCUUUUCUAAUUAAAGCACAAGUUGAAUUCGUGAAUGCUGAGGAGGCGAAGAAACUUGUAGCUCUUGAGGGAUAUGCAGUACUAGAUGUGCGUGACAAAACUCAAUUCGAGAGAGCUCAUAUCAAAAACUGCUAUCAUGUACCACUCUUUGUAGAGAACACAGAUAAUGACUUAGGGACGAUAGUAAAGAGGCAGUUGCACAACAAUUUUGCUGGUUUAUUUUUCGGACUGCCAUUUACUAAGCCCAAUCCUGCGUUUGUGCAAUCUGUUAAAAGCCAAUUUUCUCCUGAAAGCAAGUUGCUACUUGUCUGUCAAGAGGGUCUAAGGUCCGCAGCUGCUGCCCAGAGAUUAGAGGGAGCAGGUUAUGACAACAUAGCAUGCAUAACAUCCGGUCUUCAGACCAUAAAGCCUGGAACAUUUGAUUCUGUUGGUUUGAAAGAGCUGCAAGAUGCUGGCAAAGCUGGUCUAGUUACCAUACAGGGCAAGAUUUCAACAGUUCUUGGAGCUGUGCUUAUCUGUGCACUUUUAUUUGUAACUUUCUUCCCUGAUCAAGCAGAACAGCUUCUUCAAAUGGCUCCUUCAAGCUAACACUUAAAUUUUUGCUUAGUGUCUCCAUAUGUUGAGGGAAUUUGUGUAGAGAGAGAAUUGUUUGCUAUUUGCUUUUGUACAUGUCUCACUUUAUUAAUAUCUGAUUGAAAAAUGUGUAUUGCUUUUUCUUAAUUAAAUACUUAAGGCUA